GGUAGAGCGCAGAGACGGGAGCCGCUGUUUCCAAUUGACCAUCGCAGAAGAACCCAUUUCAUUUCGUUCUUUUUUCGUUAACAUUCUAAAAUAAACGAUGGCACCGGGAUACUGACGGUCACGGCGAAUUGACAGAAUCGGGUCUGACUGCCAUGUGUGAUCCAUCUUUUCUGCGCCUUGCAUCAAAGACCGUACCAGGCAUAUGCAUUUUAAAUAUAUAGGGCGCUUACAUGUACUGUGUACAUGUCUCUACAUAGAAUGGCUACAGUAUGUGAGAGGACAACACUGAUGCCAGUGGAUAUACCCGGGGAUGAUGCUUGAUAAAGCGGAUUUAUUCCCGUCGAAGAUAAGAUGUGUAUCGGUGUGGCGUGGGAGAAAAUGUCUUUGGCUCCAGCAAGAAAAUGAAGAUGGGAAGAAGCGUCUUGUCCUGUAGCCCAGUAGCGAGAGCCAGUCGUUAUUUACACUUCUAAAUCUGCGCACAAGAUAAUGAGACUGACGCCGUGUCUCAGGAUUAAACCACAAAACACCGCAGAAAUAGAGUAACUGUGCUAUUGAACUCUGUUUGAUUUAGUCACCGUGUGAUGGGAAUAUACUGCUAAGGCUUGGCCUAGCUUUAUGGAAAACCCGAAGACAUGACAUGCACACGAAAAAAGAGGAAACGAUAUUUUUGUUUUUUAAAACCCGUAUGUGUGUAAUAUUCCAGUUUCGGGCAAAAUAUCCUUCACACCGUUCAGCAAACGACUUUCCAGCCAAACAGGUCUUGUUUGUCAGACGUGACCAUUCCCUGUAUUAAUUAAUUCAUUUUUUUUUCGUUCUCUGUUGUUUAUAAAGGACAUCGAGAAUCGUCUUGGAUUAUAAUUUGGAUUCAUGUGCGAUUCCCUGAACACGUUGUGUCGGGACGAAAAAAACCUAUUCGCAAGUUUUUGUGUUUUUUCCCUUUUUUUCCCCCUAUAUUUACAACAAGGUCCCAUUAAGGCCUACCAUCGACACAAGAUCCAUUGUCUGAAGGAAGACUGAGAAUUAUAGGUGUCAAGGCCAAGAGAACUGACACAUUUAAAAGGACGCUCCAAAGAGAACUGUACAAAAUGGGGCAAUGCAGAUCAAGCUUCUCUCCUUCCAUUUGAGACAACAACGAAAGGCAACCACGAGGACGGACGACAGCUCAGCCGGAGGCGGCGGAGGUGGAGGAGGGAGUGGAGGAAGUGGAGGUAAAGGAGGAGUUGAAGGAGGAGGGGUGCGAUUCCAGCAGCAAAAGGUAUGGCCAACGGAAACGCAAGCAGCGAUGGGCCUGGGAACCCCUUGGCGGCCGUGGUGUCCACAACAGGCGGUGUGAUGGGUGGAGCACCUUCUUCAGCCGUCUCAACCUAUGUGAAACUCGUCCUUCUAGGUCUGAUCAUCUGCAUCAGCCUGGUGGGCAACUUAGUUGUAUCCCUGUUGGUGUUACGGGACAGAGCCUUACACAAGGCACCAUACUACUUUCUUCUGGAUCUCUGUCUCGCCGACACCAUUCGCUCAGCGGUCUGCUUUCCCUUUGUGCUGGUGUCCAUCAAGAACGGCUCGGCCUGGACUUACAGUGUGCUCAGCUGCAAGGUGGUGGCCUUCAUGGCCGUCCUUUUCUGCUUCCAUGCUGCCUUCAUGCUGUUCUGCAUCAGCGUCACUCGCUACAUGGCCAUUGCCCACCACCGCUUCUACUCCAAGCGAAUGACCUUCUGGACCUGCGUUGCAGUGGUGUGUAUGGUCUGGACGCUGUCAGUCGCCAUGGCCUUCCCGCCUGUCUUUGACGUCGGCACGUACAAGUUCAUCCGUGAGGAGGACCAAUGUAUCUUUGAACAUCGCUACUUCAAGGCCAAUGACACGCUAGGCUUCAUGCUAAUGCUGGCUGUGCUAAUCCUGGCCACUCAUGUGGUAUACAUGAAGCUCCUGCUGUUUGAAUACAAGCACCGAAAGAUGAAGCCGGUCCAGAUGGUUCCAGCCAUCAGCCAAAACUGGACCUUUCAUGGACCUGGAGCCACCGGUCAGGCAGCUGCAAACUGGAUAGCUGGGUUCGGCCGUGGCCCAAUGCCUCCCACUUUAUUGGGCAUAAGACAGAACUUGCACAACCAGAACAGACGCCUACUGGGCAUGGAGGAGUUUAAGGCUGAGAAGCAGCUUGGCAGGAUGUUCUAUGUCAUUACCUUGUUUUUUCUGGUGCUCUGGUCCCCGUACAUUGUGGCCUGUUACUGGCGGGUCUUUGUAAAGGCAUGCACCAUCCCGCACCGGUAUCUGUCCACAACUGUGUGGAUGAGUUUUGCCCAGGCAGGCGUGAACCCCAUCAUCUGCUUUUUCCUCAACAAGGACCUGAAGAAGGGUCUGCUGGCCCACCUGCCUCCCUGUUGUAGAACUCCACCUCAACUGCCCCGUGAGCCUUACUGUGUCAUGUGAAGAUGAGUGUUCAUUCAUUAUGUUUUUUUUUUGUUGUUGUUGUUGUUUAUUAGUUUUUCUAUUCUUUCUCUUCUGAAUGGUUGAAAAGUGGACAGCCAGGGGGAGGUAAUAAGAGGUCUUUAAAGAUGGAGACAUGGACGAACUUUAAGAGUUGUUCUGUUGUGGCCUUUGAUUCAGUUUAAGAUGCUUUAAAGGGGUGUAUGUCAUUGAAUAAGCAUCUACUGUCACCUUAAUGAUUUUAAAGGGAAUUGGGCUCUAAGCUAUUGGGUGGUUUGGUAGUCAACUCUAAACUGGUUUGAAGAACCAUGUUUCUUAUUUGGGUGCAAAAUUUACAGAUCAGCCAAACUGGUGAUAUAUUUUGUAGUGAAUGUAUGAAGGCUAUGCCAAAUUGCUUUUUUAUGAUUGAUCUCUACAAACAUUACCUUUUGAUUUGGCUCAGUAUCUGUAUCCCUUGACCUGGAUCCUGAGGGCCUCAAAUCAAAGAUUUGCAAAAAUAGUAUUCAUGCCUUGUAAACAACUGCACUCCUGGCAGAGUAAUUUAUAUUAUUUGAACUACUGAUUCAAAAAUACUCAAUGUGCAUGUGUAUUACCUUAUCUUUAAGGGAAAACAAACUUGAGAUUUAACAUUUUCUAAGAAUGAGGCAUACGCCUCCGGGAAUGAAUGAGGCUGACAUAAAAGACAAAGUUCCUACAAUUUGUCCAAAUUGGUUGGGCUGAAUCCUUCCUGUGGCUCAAGCAGGAAUUAAGACACAGUAUGUACAAAAAAGCAACUUCCAGAAGAAAUAAUGUUUUUCCUCUCAAGAUGAUUCAGAGGGAUUGUAGAUGAAAGGAGCUGACUGAAAAUGUGAACGAAUCUGUGUGAAUUAUGGCCUAUUCAGGUUUUUCCUGAGUUACAUUUUGCUGUAAAUUAUUGUUUUUUAUUUGUUUAUUUUUUUCUCUGUUUCUCAACUCUGUUUACUUAUUGAAUUAUAAAUAGUUUCAUAGCAUUGCACAAAAUAACUCAUGCCCUUAUAAUUUCUAUGACCAGUCUUAUGAAAAGGUAAAGUACUGUAUCUGGUCUUGCUUUGUGAAGUGAUAGAUCAGGAUUGCUUGAAAAAUCUGAUCUGAGGUUAAACCAACCAAUCAUUUAUCCUUCCAAAUGAUUGCACAGAUGAUGUUGUUAAGGAGAAUUUACUUAGUCUUUGGUGUCUUGAAUUACUUGAAUGAAAGUUCGCUAGUCUAUCAGAUGUAUAUGAAAGGUUUUUUCAUACACAUAUCUCGGAGGAUAGUUAAUGCAGCUUUUACAUUCUCAAUCAUAUGUAAGUGACAGGUAGGUUGCAUUAGAGUUAUUUUAGUUUGUAUUUACAGACUAAUAAAUGACGAGAGGAUUCCUGCAAGGAACAAUUUGGCCUAGAGGUGACAAGAAACCUAAAGUUGAAUGUUUGUGCUGCACUGAAGUCUAAUGUGUAAUUCGGCCUCUUAUACAAAUAAUAUUUAAAAAAAUGGAAUGUGUUUGACAUUAGGAAAAACAUAUAAGCUAUCAGAGGAAUGUUUAGAAUUGUUUUUAAAUAAUAAAUUUCAAUAGGAGCAAAUAAGUGUGUUCAUAUAAACUGGAUACAUUUGAAAAUGGUGCUUUCAUUUAAAAUUGCUCUCCGUCUAUACUAUUGUUCAUCCACACCGAAACAUCAGAAAAUGAUUACAUCCACUGCAAGUAAGCAUUACAUCUCCCAUUGAAUAAAUGCACUCUGAAGUAUACAAACUGACAUUAGCAAUGAUUCAAACUAAAAAGUAGCCAAAACAAGGUGGUAUAAUAUCAUACACCAACUCGCCUUUGGCUGAGUCACACAACUAAAACAGCAUUUUCAAAUAUAUCUACAUUGAAGGGCAUUUUCAAAAAUGUCAAUUUUUGUUAGCGAAUCACCUCAGUGUUGGUGGUCAAAAGGGAAGGAAAAAAGCUGCAUUUUCACACAAAAAGGUUGUGUAGACAAGGCCUCAGUGUCAAAUGAAUUUGAAAGAAUAUUUUGCACAUAACUCACGAAAUCAUUGAUCAGCUACUUGAUUUCUCUGGCAUAUUUUGACUUGAAUCAGAAUGCUGACCAAUGCAGACAGGACAGAUUGUAAAAUUUAUGUGAAUGUUCAAUGAGAUCUCUCUGUAGAGUAGGCGUGGGAUUGGUAAGAAUGACCAGACUUUCUUUUUCUGAAACCUGUCAUUGCGACUGAACACACAGAAAACAGCAUCUAUGAUGAGCAGAAAAAGAGGAAUAAUUUUUUCUGUUGUCUGCAUUUUAUGCCUUACUCCAUUACCAAGGUUUAAUGUUACCAAUGCAAGAAUGAGAUGAAAGCUGUAUGCUUCUAUAGACACCAAUAAAUCAUGCUAAAACAUAUGCUGGGGAAAACACAACACUGUGUAUUAGUGGAUUACCGGAGGACACGUCUUGCUGCCCUUCACAAGCCUGCGAGUGAAAAGUCAUCGGUUGUGACAACCAAUUCAUGAACUGCAACACGCGGGACUGUACAACUUUGCUCAGUUCUCUGGAGAGACUUGAAUUUACGAAGAAAAUAAAAAAUAAAACACGACACAGAGAGACACAACUUGAUUUUCCGCGGAAUUAAAAGGAACUUCUUGGAUUCUUAAGGAUUUCUUUGAGACUUU
This is a messenger RNA of Danio aesculapii, 5053 nucleotides long. It is a transcript of the gene gpr173, whose product is annotated as G protein-coupled receptor 173. Gene Ontology annotation, cellular component: plasma membrane. Gene Ontology annotation, biological process: G protein-coupled receptor signaling pathway. The transcript has 2 exons. Gene Ontology annotation, molecular function: G protein-coupled receptor activity. Bases 1258 to 2421 code for a protein of 387 amino acids. The record is from RefSeq and is a predicted model, not a curated record. Lineage: Eukaryota; Metazoa; Chordata; Actinopteri; Cypriniformes; Danionidae.